AGAUUGUAAUAUUUAGUGUUACAAUAAUAAAAUUCGAAAAUGAACAAAAUCAGUCAUUCUUUUAAAAUGCAGUGGCUUAAUGAGACGUUGAAAUUUGUCAAAAGUAACAACUUUGAUGUUAUAAAGUACCCUGAAAUGCCACUAAGCCAUGUUGAAUAUCUGCAAAAUUUAAUUACGAAGCAUGAAAAUUUCUUCGCUCUUGAGUUCAAUGCCUUGCAUACUCCUCUUUGGAAGGCUAUGAAGCUAUAUACCUGGAAAGUAGUGAUCAAUAAGGCUGAUAGAGCAGAUACUGGUCAAAUAACUUUGGAGAAAGUAUCGUGCAACACAAAAUUUGAAAAUGAUAAGGUUGAAUAUCUAUCAAUAUCCUCUCUUAGAAUAUCAACUAACACAAAGUCAAAUAAACCGAAAAAGCCACAAAGAGAUAGUUCCUUUUUUUUGGCCAAUCGCGAAACGAUGGAGUCUGUCUCAAGGUCAAUUUUAAAAACAUCUUUACAAAAAAUGUUGCGUUUUAUUAACACAGCAGCAGAAGCUAGUAUAAUUUUUACCGACUUAGAAAAGAUGGAGGCACGAUUUUUUCAAAUUUUCGUUCCAAUUACUAGACGGUACAAGGAUUUUGAAUCGAUUUUGUCGCCAGUUUGUUGCGAUUUAUUCAACAAAAUUUGUAAGAAAUUUGAUGAAAAAACUGUAAAGUUAGUAGUCAGAGGUCCUAGAAUAAAUAAACGGACGCAGAAGAGAGAAAUAAUUUUUACAAAAGCACCGAUAUAUGGAAGAAGUCAGUUGAGAUCCACGUAAGUAACGAUUUGAAUAUUUGAACUAGUAAUAAAAUCAAUACAGAAAUUUGAAAGAAAGGAAAAAACACGUUUAUUCAUGACAUCACACAAAUCGCUGACAACUUUUACACAAAAAGAUAAAUAGCAAAUAUAAUUAAA
This is a messenger RNA of Melitaea cinxia (Glanville fritillary), 929 nucleotides long. RefSeq lists its product as uncharacterized. Lineage: Eukaryota; Metazoa; Arthropoda; Insecta; Lepidoptera; Nymphalidae. The transcript is spliced from 5 exons. The record is from RefSeq and is a predicted model, not a curated record. The coding region runs from base 40 to 792 and encodes 250 amino acids.